AUGACGGAAAAAUUGGCUAGAGCUAAAGGUAGACACAUCGGCCUUGGAACUUACUUAAAAGGUCUAACGAGCGAACUUAACGAGUAUAUUUCUUCUGGGAGUUGCGAGCAAGUAAAGCUUCUUGGGUUAAAAAGCACGCUCUUGAAAAAUGUCGAACAAUAUAGUAUUGUGCAUGAAGAAAUCUUAUCCUUGAUUGACACUGAGAGCGUAGGGACGGAAGUAAUUAGUCACAUGAAAAGUCUAGAGCCAAGUUAUCAGGUUUUAGCCAGGACAGAUUUAGAACUUGAAAAAAUUAAAUGCGAUCAAACCAAUAGCACUGCAACUUAUUCAGCAUGGAGUGUAGGUGGUAAUAAUACUGUAAGCUCUCAGAUAACUCUUCCCCAAUUUACAGGUGAUCCUCUUGCAUGGCAGGGGUUCUGGGAUCAGUAUCAGGUUUCGGUUCACAAUAAUGUUAGUAUUAGUGAUAUUGACAAGUUCAAUUAUUUGAAGGGGUGUCUUAAAGGCGAGGCUGGGGCUGCUAUAUCAGGGUUAUCCUUAAGUUCGGAAAACUAUAAGGAAGCUGUAAGUAUUUUAAAGGAUAGGUUUGGAAAUGAGCAAGUUUUAAUUUCGGCUCAUAUGGAAUCCUUGUUGAAAAUUGACAAGAUUAGGUCUGUAGGUAACAUUAAAGGGUUAAGAAUGCUGUAUACUCAUGUUGCAAAUUGUAUUAGGAAUUUGAAAUCACUUAAGCUCGAUACCAGUGGAUAUGGUUCACUUUUAAUUCCCAUAUUAAAGGACAGACUGCCUGAUGAGAUUAAUAUGAUAAUUUCUCGACAAUUUUGUGGCAAAGUCUGGAACUUAGAUGAAGUGAUGGAGUAUUUUAGCAAUGAACUUAGAGCCCAAGAAAAUUGUAGUCUCUCAAUGAUUAACAAAUCCAAACCAUUUAGGAAAAGGGAUAAUGGCUACACAGCAAGUGGAUUGCUAAGCCAUAACAGUAACCCUGCAUGUUUAUAUUGUAAUGAAGAAGGCCAUUAUGCGUCGAAGUGCAGUAAUAUAACAAAUCACCAAUCUAGGAAGGCCAUCUUGCGUAGAAAUAGGAGAUGUUUUAUUUGUCUAGAUACAGGGCAUGUAGCUAAGCAUUGUAAAUCGGGUUAUGUAUGCAAACGAUGUAAGAAGGGUAAGCAUCACAACUCAAUAUGCGAAUCUGGUUCUGACGGAAGGAAUAUAGAACCUAAGGGUACUGGGAAUAAUGAUAACAAAGACGACAAACAUAAUGAUAUUAAUGGGUUUGUAGGCAAUAGCUGACAUAUGCCCCGCAGGUACCACAGAGGUUAAGAAUUGCACUAGGAUUUUGUUUGACAGCGGUAGUCAACGAUCGUAUAUUUCUGAAAAGGUUAGGACUAGGUUGCAAUUAAAAACUCUUAGAAGGGAAAAGGUUAUUAUAAAGAUAUUCGGACAAACUAGUGAUAGCGAGGUACAACAACUUGAUGUCAUACAAUUGAACAUAAAGAAUAAGUUUGAUAAUGGGUUCACACUAAUUGAAGCGUUAUGUGUUCCCACAAUAUGUAGCCCAUUGACAAAUCAACACAUAGCUAUCACAAGAAAAUUAGAGGAGUUUAAGGAUUUAAAAUUUGCUGAGUGCAUUAGUGACUCAACAACCCUACCAGUAGGAAUUUUAAUAGGCAUUGACUUUUACCAUGCAUUCAUGACUGGAAAGAUCAUUAGAAGUAAGGAUGGACCUAUUGCUUGUGGGACUAAGUUAGGUUGGGUAAUUAGCGGUCGACUUGGUUCAGGUUCACCCAACCUGCAUUGUUUUGAAACAUAUUUGUUGCGCACUGCAGUUGAAGAAGUAGAUUUAACAGAUAUUUUGAGAAAUGAUCUGGAUAAAUUUUGGGCAGUUGAGAACAUUGGCUCAGACAGUGACCAAGUUGUCAGUGAUUUUAGGAAUAACAUUAUCCAUGAUGGAACAAGAUAUGUGACAAAGUUACCUUUUAAGCUAGACCAUGAGCCAUUACCAGAUAAUUUUGCAGUAAGUGAAGGACGUUUAAAGUCAUUGAAAGGUAGAUUAGUGUCUAAAGGUAUACUUAAUGAUUAUGACAAAAUCUUCAAAGAUUAUGAACAGAAUGGCAUUAUUGAGCAAGUUCCUGCCAAUGAAGUUGCAGGACAAGUAGGUCAGGUCCAUUAUCUCCCUCAUAGACCAGUAAUUCGUGAGGAUAAGGAAACCACUAAGAUCCGCGCAGUGUUUGAUGCUUCUUGUAAAGUUAAUGGUCCCUCACUUAAUGAAUGUCUCUACUCAGGACCAAACCUUCUUGCUAGAAUUUUUGACAUUCUUAUAAGAUUUCGACUAAAUAGAAUUGGGAUGAUAUCAUUCCACCAGAUAUUGCGUUGGUUUGGGACAAAUUUUUAGAGGAAUUAAAAGGUCUCCAGGAAAUAAGGCAACAUCGGUAUGUUUUCGAUUUAGAUUUUCCUUCGAAAAAUCGAAUUGAACUUCACGGGUUUUCUGAUAGCUCCAAAGAGCUUUAUUGUGCAGUUGUCUACCUUCGGCUUAUUAGCAAUGAUGGGGUGAAACUGUCUUUUCUCGCUUCGAAAACUAAAGUUGCCCCUCUUAAAACCCUUACUAUUCCUAGAUUAGAGGAAAGGAAAAGAGUUGGGAACCUUGGGUUGAGAAUAGAGUUGUUUCUAUUAGAAAUGUUGUGGAUCGUGAUAGUUGGAGGUUUGUUAAGGGAGAGGUUAAUCCUGCUGACGUGCCCACACGAAUAUCUUCCAACCUGCAUGAAUAUUUUGCGGGAUGUUGGUUUUCUGGUCCUUCUUUUCUCCUGUCACAACAUUUUGAGUCCAGUGGGAAGGACAUUAGUACAGAUGGUACAAAUGGAAAUUCAGUUGAUGAGUUGAGUGUUAAGAUAGGUAAUAUUUCCGAAGGCUCUUGUAUGAAUAAUACGACACAGAACGACACUCCAGAUCACGCGUGUUCAUUAAAUACUGUCAUUGACUGCACCAGGUACAGCUCGCUUAAAAAACUUAUCGUGACCACUGGUUAUGUGAUGAGAUUCAUCAACAACUUACGUAAGCGAGUGAAGAAACAGUCAGGCGUAAUCACGGACGAUGUCCUAAAGGUCGAUGAAUACGAGAUAGCGUUGUCAAUGUGGAUUAAAGAUGAACAACUAGUCAUUAAGAGACAGUCUAAUUUCCGUAAUCUCCGCGCCUCGUUGAAUCUUUUCGAAGACAAAAACGGAUCACUACGGUUAAAAGGACGAUUUGCAAAUUCCUCAUUGAAAUACGAAGAGCAACAUCCUGUUUUAAUUCGGUGUAAGGACAGUCAUUUUACUCGGUUGGUUAUCUGGGAUGCACAUGAAUCAACGAUGCAUCAUGGAGUCGAGUCAACGUUAGCGAGAGUACGAGCCAGAUACUGGAUCGUCAAAGGAAGAAAAAGCGUCAAGGACAUUCUACGGAAGUGUGUCUUGUGCAAACGAUAUCAGGGUAAACCUUUGCGCGGCCCUGAAAGUCCAGAUUUUCCAGAAUUCAGAAUAGACCAUUCGGGAUUUGCAUUCCAAGCGACUGGCUUGGACUUCGCCGGUCCAUUGUACGUGAAGAACAACUCGGGAACUGAUAAAGUGUGCAUUCUUCUGCUAACUUGUGCUUCUAGUCGAGCCAUUCAUUUAGAACUUGUGAAGGAUAUGUCGGUCGAAGGGUUUCUACGAGGAUUCAAACGGUUUAUAGCUCGUCGAGGUGUUCCUGAAGUAAUAAUCAAUGAUAACUUCAAGACUUUCAAGUCGAGAGAAGUAAAGCGGUUCAUGCUAGGACAAGGUGUAAAACAACGGUUCAUUCUUCCAGCGUCGCCAUGGUGGGGAGGUUUUUAUGAACGUCUUGUUAGGACAGUCAAAUCGUGUCUAAAGAAAACCCUAAGGAGGACUUAUACAACGUUCGAAGAACUUCAAACGAUUUUGUGUGACGUGGAAAUUGCCAUUAACUCUCGGCCAUUGGCAUAUCUAAGCGAGGAUGACCUGGAUGAGCCCUUGACACCAUUCCAUCUGAUACAGGGUCGUGGUUAUGUUAGAAGAGAUCUCGGUCGGAGGAAUACGGAUAUUGUACCAAAUCUUAGUCUCGGACAGUGUAAAGAUCGACUUGUGCAUCUGCAAAAGGUAUUAAAAGAUUGUUGGGUUCGGUUUCGAAGAGAGUAUUUGAAUGAGUUACGACAGAUGAACAUUUAUCGAAAGAGGAAGGGUUCUACUUGUGAUCUGAUAAUCGGAGAAGUAGUUCUCGUCAAAGACGAUGAGCCAGCUCCACGAACGCAGUGGAGAAUUGGGAAAGUUAUACAACUUGUAACCAGUCGGGACGGCCAAGUCAGAGGUGCAAUGCUAAAGGUACUUAGCAAGAGUGGGAAGCAGACAAUGAUCCAUCGACCGCUACAGAAAUUGAUAUCGUUUGAGAUCGCAGAGAAUAACGUCAACGAAGACAAGAACGUAGAACACGAUGAGACAGCGGAGUCAACUGAAGGAAAUGAAACACAACACGAUAGUUUGAGAAGGUCGACGAGAAAGGCUGCCGUAGACGGACAAAACGCACGACGAUUAAGAAACAAGUAUUAG
This is a messenger RNA of Paramuricea clavata, 4562 nucleotides long. Lineage: Eukaryota; Metazoa; Cnidaria; Anthozoa; Malacalcyonacea; Plexauridae. The record is from the annotation of a GenBank genome assembly.